AAGCACAUACAGCCACAUAUGAUGAAUAAUGGCCUACUUUUGUCAGAAGAGAGUAUGAUUGUAAUGUACACGAUUUGUCUUAAACAUAAUGGUGCAGCAGCUGUAUUUUCAAUGCAUUUCAUUUUAAACAUUUUUCAACCAUCCGGUCAUACGUCAGCUGUUGACGUCACGUUUGUACCCACCCCGCCCUAACAUAGGGUGAAAAAUCAUACGAGGUUGAGAAGGAGGGGUUUGAAUUAGGAUGAAUGACUUCAGGAGGGGUGGUGUAUUCUAGUCUUCAGUUACUACUACAGCCGUGUGAUCCGGUAGAAACACAGGUUGAUUCCAAAGGAAACGGCUUACGCGAACAGAAUCAGUGGUUUGUUCUUUAUAUCGAGCUGGUUUACUUUAUCCUUUGCUUUAUUUAAUAUCAUUCAAUAGCUGGAUUCAUAGGUGAAGUGUGAACGACUUUAAACGUAAAUCUUCAAGAACGAGAUGGCAAGAGGAGAAGGCGCAGAGCAGUACUCUAAUACCAGUCUCCUUCAAAAACCCAGCACAGAUGGAAUCAAACUGGCAGCAAAGCGUGAAUCGACGGGACGGUUGUCGGUAUGCAGCAAGUUAUGUUAUGCCAUUGGGGGAGCCCCGUAUCAGAUAACAGGAUGUGCAAUCGGCUUUUUCCUUCAGAUCUACCUGCUGGAUGUUGCUUUGUUGGAUCCAUUUUAUGCCUCUAUCAUCUUGUUUGUGGGUCGAGCAUGGGAUGCCAUCACAGACCCUACAGUGGGCUUUCUAGUCAGUCGGAGUCCCUGGACCAGAUUUGGACGAAUGAUGCCCUGGGUUGUGCUGUCUACCCCGUUUGCUGUGCUGUGUUAUUUCCUCAUCUGGUACGUGCCAUCUUUUGACCAAGGCAAGGUUGUUUGGUACCUGAUCUUCUACUGCUCCUUCCAAACACUACAGACAUGCUUCCAUGUACCGUAUUCUGCACUUACCAUGUUCAUCAGCACUGAGCAGAAGGAGAGGGAUUCGGCUACGGCCUACCGAAUGACUGUUGAGGUUUUGGGCACGCUCAUUGGCACUGCUGUUCAAGGUCAGAUUGUGGGAAUGGCUAACGCUCCUUGUAUCAGCAGUGGUGAGGACCUGAAUUCUACGGAUCUGCAUGUGGCUCCCGAGGUCAACAUCACUGAGCCUCAUGUUUCACUGAAGGAUCUGAGAAAUGCUUACAUGAUCGCGUCUGGUGUCAUCUGCUCCAUUUAUAUCGUCUGUGCCAUGGUCUUGUUCCUUGGUGUGAAAGAACAAAAAGAAACCUGCAGGGUUAGGAAUGAGCCCAUGUCAUUCUUCCAGGGUAUUCGUAUGGUGAUGGGCCACGGUCCAUAUGCAAAGCUGGUCAUGGGCUUCCUCUUCACCUCUCUGGCUUUCAUGCUUCUGGAAGGAAACUUUGCACUGUUCUGUAGCUACACUCUUGGUUUCAGAAACGACUUCCAAAACAUCCUCCUUGUCAUUAUGCUCUCCGCCACUCUUGCAAUCCCGUUUUGGCAGUGGUUCCUCACGAAAUUUGGCAAGAAGACCGCUGUGUAUUUUGGGACUACAUCUGUGGUGCCUUUCUUGAUCUCUGUCGUCUUGGUGCCAAGCAAUCUCAUUGUGACAUACAUUGUGUCCUUUGCCGCUGGAGUCAGCGUUGCAGCAGCCUUCCUCCUGCCAUGGUCUAUGCUUCCUGACGUCGUGGAUGAUUUCAAAGUCCAAAAUCCUGAAUCUCAAGGCCAUGAAGCUAUCUUCUACUCCUUCUAUGUGUUCUUCACCAAGUUUGCAUCUGGAGUGUCCCUGGGGGUCUCAACUCUUAGUCUUGACUUCGCCGGCUAUGUGACGAGAGGUUGCACGCAACCCGCCGAAGUCGAUUUAACCUUGAAGAUCCUGGUGUCUGCUGCUCCGAUAGUCUUGAUUAUUAUUGGGCUGAUAAUAUUCAUCUCAUAUCCAAUCAACGAGGAAAAGAGACAAGGCAACCGCAAACUACUAAAUGAACAACGUGAAAAUGAGAUCGACUCAGAAACAGACUCCACUGAGCUCAAUGUGGUUUAAUAUCACCCGAACCCUAGCCAGGACAUUGUGCCAUUUGCGUCAGACCAACAGAGCCAAAACAAACCAACCGGACGCUUUGAACCAACCAUGCUGCCUUGUGGCUGAAAACUCAUCACUCCUACACAACUGCAAACAAACAACAUAGUCUUUGCCAGCUCAAGUUCAAAGUGCCUUGCUGUUUUCAGAAGCAAGAGCUAAUAGACGCUAGAAAUGUUGCACAAGGCUUGUGUGUCACCAGUAUUUGUGCUGCUCGUUGGUAUAGGAUGUCAAAACGGUGUCCAUAAGCCAGGUUUUGAAAAGCACACAUCUAAACUGCACUAAAACAAUGAUCUGAGGUGGGACGUGCCUACCGUAAGAAGAAACUUGAAACAUUUAUAAAGGUUUUUAGGUGCUAAAACCAAAAAUGCAUUUCAAUCGUUAUUGAAAGGUACAUUUUGGGAGGAAUAUCUGUGAAACUGUACAAUACUUCAGUAAUAUUUGUAUGUAAUUUAAUAUUUAUAAGUAAGCAAAUUUGAAACCGUGAGAUCUGAGUGAGGUUGAUUUUUAUCAAACUUCCGUAUUGCGCACAGAAGGUUAUUGUUUAUUUCUUGUAUUACUUUCAUUCACGUACCCCUUCUAUUAUGUUCCUUUUCAUUUGUUUCUGCUCUCUGGGGGCGUUCGGAGGUAUGCGUUUACAAAUACUUCAACGCCUUCAGAUGACGUGCUUUGGAUCAGAGGAUCUUAUUCGAUUAAGUUCUGGAUGGAUCCAGUAGUGCUGCUGACAGCUGAGGCUGUGAACUAGCAGGAUGCCAUCAGACUCUAUGGGGUUAAAAUCAGUUGCUUAUUUGUGAGGUGAACAAGAUUAUUUAAGUAUUUAUUACUUUUAAAUCACAUGUUGAUUUAUUUUCUCCCAUCUUCUUUAAUUUAUCUUGUUUAAGGGCCUCAGUCACAUGAAAUAAGGGCAAUUGGAGUUGUCACUGCUGAAUUAUGUCUAACAUGCCAUUAAUUCCUAUGGAAAAGCCAAUCUGUGUUUACAGGUGACACUGCUGUUUGUUUAGAUGUUAAAUUAAUCUGCUUUCUGAUCUGUUCGUUUUGCAUCGACGUCUGUACAGUAGUUGUCUAAAGCGUGCUUUUAUCAUUGUAUAGUUCUCUGCCUGCAACUUGUGUGUCAAAGAUCUGAAUGCCAAGUGUUUCUCUACCAUCUGUAAGUGUUGUGAUAUAUGUACAUAGACCGUUUAAAUAUAAAGUCAUAUUUUUCAUUUUCUUGGGGGGAAAAUGGAAUGGCUUGUAAAUAUCUGUGUAAAUGUCUUAUACAUAUGUACAUACGAUGCAAGUUGAGAUCUCAUCAGUGCAUGUUUUGGGUUAAUACCAUUUUCUAACACGUGUCAAUUUUGUAUUGAUGCAUCUGUAACGUUAUUGUUUUUCAUUCUCAUUAAUGAAAAAAAGUUCAGUUUGGUGAUCUGUUAGAUCGGUCCAUAUUCUGAUAAAAAAAAUACAGUUGUUGUGUAUAUAACACAUGUGCUGAUGUUUGUACAUAGAUUUGAUAUUUUGUUUGGAUGGAAGUGUAAAUGUGUGUAGGUAUUUAAAUGAAGCAAUGUUACAAAAAUGUUUAAUAAAUUCUAAUAUUCAAAAAUCA
Molecule: messenger RNA, 3664 nt
Organism: Labeo rohita (rohu)
Lineage: Eukaryota; Metazoa; Chordata; Actinopteri; Cypriniformes; Cyprinidae
Gene: mfsd2ab
Product: MFSD2 lysolipid transporter A, lysophospholipid b
Exons: 14
Coding region: 475-2049 (524 amino acids)
Biological process (GO): carbohydrate transport
Cellular component (GO): membrane
Molecular function (GO): lysophospholipid:sodium symporter activity
Source: RefSeq, a predicted model, not a curated record